AUGGCGACAUCAGCUACCAGCCCCAGUUCACCUCUCCGGGCUGAGGAUCUCCUGAGUGAUUCAUCAGAAGCCCCUGGGCUGAACCAAGUAUCCUCUGAGGUGACCUCCCAGCUCUAUGCUUCUUUGCAUCUCAGUCGUCAGGCGGAGGCCACCGCCCGAGCCCAGCUGUAUCUCCCCACUGCCUCCCUACCUCCCCAUGAGAUGUUAGAUGGCUUGGCCCAAGAGUUGAGUCACAGCUUGUCGGUUGGCUUGGAGAACAACUUGAAGAAAAAGGAUGGCUCCAAGCAUAUCUUUGAGAUGGAAAGUGUUCGGGGUCAACUCCAGAGCAUGCUCCAAAACUCCCGGGAUACAGCCUAUCGGGAUCCCAUCACUCCGGGUCCUGGCUCAGAGAGACGAGAAGACGACUCCUUUGACAGUGACAGCACAGCCACCUUGCUUCACACCCGGCCCCUGCAAGGCUUAUCUCCAUCUAGCUCAGCCCAAGCCCUGGAGGAGUUGUUUCCCCGCUAUGCCAGUCUUCGGCCGGGGCCCCCCCUCAAUCCCCCGGAUUUCCAGGGCCUGAGAGAUGCACUGGAUUCCGAACACACCCGUCGCAAGCAUUGUGAGCGCCAUAUUCAGACCCUACAGACCCGGGUGCUAGAGCUUCAGCAGCAGUUAGCUGUGGCUGUGACUGCUGACCGCAAGAAAGAUAUCAUGAUCGAACAGUUGGACAAGACCCUGGCCCGAGUGGUGGAGGGCUGGAACCGUCACGAGGCCGAGCGGGCAGAGGUGCUUCGGGGGCUCCAGGAGGAACGCCAGGCAGCCGAACUCACCAGAAGCAAGCAGCAGGAGACAGUGACCCACCUGGAGCAAAGCCUUUCCGAGGCCAUGGAGGCCCUGAAUCGUGAGCAGGAAAGUGCCAGACUGCAGCAACGGGAAAGGGAGACGCUGGAGGAGGAGAGGCAGGCUCUGACCCUGAGCUUGGAGCUGGAGCAGCAGCGGUGCCGGGCCCUGCAGGAAGAGCGGGAUGACGCUCGGGCUGGGCAGCUGAGUGAGCAUCGACAGCUGGAGGCGCUGAAGCUGGCCCUGGAGGAAGAGCGGCAGGCCUGGGCCCAGCAAGAGCGUGAGCUGCAGGAGCGCCACGGGGCCCUGCAGGAGGAGGUGCACGCUCAGCUGGAAAAGGAGAAGGGGAACACCCAGAGGGAGGCGCAGGUGGCGCGGGAGGCCCAGCAGCAGCUCACGCUGGUGCAGUCGGAGGUGCGGCGGCUGGAAGGGGAGCUGGACACGGCUCGGAGAGAGCGAGACGCCCUGCAGCUGGAGAUGAGCUUGGUGCAGGCGCGGUGUGAGAGCCAGCGGAUCCAGCUGCAGUCAGAGAUGACCCUGCAGCUGGAGCAGCGGGUGAGCGAGCGCCUGGCGCAGGCCCAGGAAAGCAGCCUGCAGCAGGCGGCCUCCCUGCGGGAGCAUCACAGGAAGCAGCUGCAGGACCUGAAUGGACAACACCAGCGGGAACUGUCCACUCAGCUGGCUCAGUUCAAGGUGGAACUGGCCGAGCGAGAGGAAAGGCAGCAGCAGCUGGCGCAGGACUACGAGCUCAGACUGGCCCGGGAGCAGGCGCGCGUGCGUGACCUGCAGAGCGGCCACCAGCAGCUGGAGGAGCAGCGGGCCGAGCUGGUGGAGCGACUCCAGGCCAUGCUGCACGCCCACUGGGAGGAGGCCAGCCAGCUGCUCAGCGCCCCCACCUUGCCUCCAAACCCCCCGGUUCCUACCUCCAGGCCCUCCAGCCCUGGGCCUCGGGAGCCAGAGAAGGGGGAGCGGAGGCUGUGGACUCUGCCUCCCGUGGCCGUGGCCCUGAAGCCCGUCCUGCAGCAGAGCCGGGAAGCGGGGGAUGAGGCGCAUGGAGCCCCACCUGUCCUCUGCAGCCCCUCCCCAGACCUCAGCCUCCUGCUGGGCCCCCCUUUCCAGAGCCAGCACUCCUUCCAGCCCCUGGAGCCGAAGCUGGGCCUCACCUCAUCCUCGGCCGGGGACUUCCACCCUGACCACAGGCCGGAGCGGCCGUUCCCUGAGGAAGAUCCUGGGUCCGACGGGGACAGCUUCCUCAAGCAGGGGCUGCCGGCCCCCUCCCAGCUCGAGGGCCUCAAGCAUUUUUUGCACCAGCUGCUGGAGACGGUACCCCAGAACAGCGAGGCCCCCUCUGUUGAUCUGUUGCCCCCGAAGUCCGGUCCGCUGGCCGGCCCGUCUUGGGAGGAAGCAGCCCCGCACGUGCCACACCUCCCACCCCCUGUUCACAAAACCAAAGUGCCCCUAGCCAUGGCGUCCAGUCUUUUCCGGGUGCAUGAGCCUCCCUCAAGCCACUCCCAGAGCAGUGGUCCCAGCGGUGGCUCCCCAGAGAGGGGUGGAGACGGGCUGGCUCCUGCGGGGCAGCUGAUGGAUGUGUCUCAGCUCUUAAAACUGUACCAGGCUCGGGGCUGGGGGGCGCUGCCUGCCGAGGACCUGCUGCUCUACCUGAAGAGGCAGGAACAGGGCAGGUACCAGCCUGGAGGGCAGGGAGGAUGGGGGGAACGGCGGGGGACGGACAGCCGAGGGGAUACUGUCCCCAGAAGGAGCACAGACUCCCGCUUGGGUGAGAUCCCCCGGAAAGAGAUCCCCUCCCAGGUGCUCCCUCGCCGCCUCGCUCCAGCCCCGAAGACUGAAAAACCUCCAGUUCGCAGGAAAGGCGGGCACCCUGCCCCCAGCAGCACGAGGAGCCGGGGGGGCAUCUGGAGAUGA
Molecule: messenger RNA, 2745 nt
Organism: Odobenus rosmarus divergens (Pacific walrus)
Lineage: Eukaryota; Metazoa; Chordata; Mammalia; Carnivora; Odobenidae
Gene: CNTROB
Product: centrobin, centrosomal BRCA2 interacting protein
Exons: 19
Coding region: 1-2745 (914 amino acids)
Biological process (GO): centrosome separation; regulation of cilium assembly; mitotic cytokinetic process
Cellular component (GO): centrosome; centriole
Source: RefSeq, a predicted model, not a curated record